CGAGUGUGCGCGCAACGCUCGCGGCAACUGGGCUCGCAAUAAUUAGCAAAAAUAAAUAAUAAACAAAUAAACAAACAAAAACUCAAAUUAAAUUCCAACUUUUUUCUCGGGAAAAAACUCUAAUCAUUCUCUCGGAAAUCAAGUAAAGCAUCGCAGACAAUUUUAGAGUCAGAUAGCAGAAGCUCUUUAAAGGGUAAACAACUGGGAAUAUCCGCAACAAAAGUCUGUUGAAACCGAUUUCAACCGAAUUUUAACUAUCUUUCUAGUUAUUUGUGAUUGUCAGCUAUUUUUCUAGGGAACCAUAAAUUAUUUUCUUAUAUAUUAUAAUUAUAAAGUGGAAACUAACAAACGAAAGCUGAAAUUUGAAGCGAAAUGUAAAGAAAGUGCCCAGAAAGUGUUCUAUCAAAUUAAAUUCAACACUAAACUGAAUAAAUAUAUUCUAAAUUAUAAUGUUCUGUGAUGUAACUAAAUGAAUAUAAUAAUAAUAAAUUUACAACCUAAAUUAAAAGCCAUAUACAAUAAUGUUUGUGUGCCCUGCUGCUUCCUCAAUUAUCUAUUCCAACUUGAAACUGAAUUAGUGAAAUGAAACUUUUUCACCUGUCAAUCGAAUGGACAGUUUAGUAAUGUGGCAAGCAUUUAACAAGGCUUCUAGGCAAACUUAAUGGGCCACGCCCCCUGGCUCCUGAGCUCCAGACCCAACCCCCAACGCCCAUUAAGCAACUUCGAUGAGCAACAGUUGGCUGCAAUUUAAGUUACACUUUGUCCACCUGUCGGACCCAGUUCCUCUCUGUGCCCCAACUGCAACCCCCAAAAGAUAGCCGACGAAGCUGACUCGUCUCGUCGUCCUGCCGACGAGCUCCUGGCGCCCGCCUGCGCAGCGUGUGUAUAAAAGGAGGACUCCGUCCGGAGGAUUCAUCAGUUGGCCCAGCGGAGCGGCGCGCGUCUCUCAGAUCGGACGCCAGAAGGAAGCCAAGCCCGAGGAAUUUUUUAACUUUGUGCAGUGCCAUGGCCAAGUAAUAAAUAAAAGUGUUAACGGUUAUUUGUGGCAACUAAAAUUGUUGCUUUUAAAGUGGAAAGUUUCAUCCUAACAGUUUUUUUUAAAGAAAUUUUUGGUCACUCGUCGUUGUCGUCAUUGGCGACAGUUCCAGCAUGUGAAGAGAGCCGUGGGGAAAAUGCAAUUUCCACGACCACACACACGCUAAGCGGGGCAACGGGACAAGCGGAAAAGCAGAAAAGUGGAAGAGCGGAGAAGUGGACGAGCGGAAAAGCGAGCGAAGCAGCUUAGGUCGCCAACGGAUAACGGAGAGUCGCAGUGUUCCCUUCCUCGACAGCGGACCGCGUCCAAAGUUCGGCUGGCUACGCUCGUGCCGCGAUCGGCGUACACUGCCACGCCCCCCGGCACAACGCCCCCGCCCACGCCCAAGCCAAAGGCACGCCGCCUCAGCAUGGAUCGCAGCGGAAGCGCAAACAAUGGCUCCGAAUUUGGCGGCGGCGGCGGCGUCGUCUCCGCCAGUGCCGCUACCAUGGCAAGCCGGACGAACACUGCUCCUUGGAGUAAUGACAAGGAGUCGCCAAACAAUGAGGAUGACUCCAACGAAGACGACGGUGACAAUGCAUCGCCAGCCAAAGUCACCGAUCCGCUGGCCCCACGAUUGGCCAACAACGAGCGCAUUUUGGUGGUGUCUGUGACGGAGCGAACUCGCGAGACUUGGGGACAAAAGGCGGAAUUCCUGCUGGCCGUUAUUGGCUUUGCUGUUGACCUGGGCAAUGUGUGGCGAUUUCCGUAUAUUUGCUACCAAAAUGGAGGCGGCGCCUUUCUGGUGCCCUACUGCCUCUUUCUCAUCUUUGGCGGCCUGCCCCUCUUCUACAUGGAACUGGCCCUAGGUCAGUUCCAUCGCUGUGGCUGUCUCAGCAUCUGGAAGCGCAUCUGCCCGGCCCUAAAAGGUGUUGGCUAUGCGAUCUGCCUGAUCGACAUUUAUAUGGGCAUGUACUACAACACGAUUAUCGGCUGGGCGGUCUACUAUCUCUUCGCCUCGUUCACCUCUAAGCUGCCCUGGACGUCCUGCGAUAAUCCUUGGAACACCAACAACUGUAUGCCAGUGACCAGCGAUAAUUUCACCGAGUUGUCCACCUCACCGGCCAAGGAGUUCUUCGAGCGACGAGUCCUGGAGAGCUACAAGGGCAAUGGACUGGACUUUAUGGGUCCUGUGAAGCCCACGUUGGCACUCUGUGUCUUUGGAGUUUUUGUCUUGGUGUAUUUCUCCCUGUGGAAGGGUGUACGGAGUGCUGGUAAGGUGGUUUGGGUCACAGCACUAGCCCCCUACGUGGUGCUGAUCAUCCUCUUGGUGCGAGGAGUCUCUCUGCCCGGAGCGGACGAGGGUAUCAAGUAUUAUUUGACUCCGGAGUGGCACAAGCUAAAGAACUCCAAGGUGUGGAUAGACGCCGCCUCGCAGAUAUUCUUCUCUUUGGGUCCUGGCUUCGGGACACUGCUGGCCCUGUCCAGCUAUAAUAAGUUUAAUAACAAUUGCUACAGGGAUGCCCUAAUCACGAGCAGCAUUAACUGUUUGACCAGUUUUUUGGCCGGAUUCGUCAUCUUCUCCGUGCUGGGUUACAUGGCUUACGUCCAAAAGACUUCAAUUGACAAAGUGGGCUUAGAGGGGCCUGGUUUGGUAUUCAUCGUCUAUCCGGAGGCCAUAGCCACAAUGAGUGGCUCUGUGUUUUGGAGCAUCAUCUUCUUCCUGAUGCUGAUAACACUGGGCCUGGACAGCACCUUUGGCGGACUGGAGGCGAUGAUUACGGCGCUGUGUGAUGAGUAUCCACGUGUGAUUGGCCGGCGAAGGGAGCUGUUUGUCCUGCUGCUGCUGGCCUUCAUCUUCCUGUGUGCUUUGCCCACGAUGACCUACGGCGGCGUGGUGCUGGUCAACUUCCUGAAUGUCUAUGGACCCGGCUUGGCCAUUCUUUUUGUGGUCUUUGUCGAGGCCGCUGGAGUUUUUUGGUUCUACGGCGUAGAUCGCUUCAGCUCCGAUGUGGAGCAGAUGCUGGGCUCCAAGCCUGGCCUCUUCUGGCGCAUCUGCUGGACCUACAUUAGUCCCGUGUUCCUGCUGACCAUCUUCAUCUUCUCCAUAUUGGGCUACAAGGAGAUGCUUGGCGAGGAAUACUAUUACCCCGACUGGAGCUUCCAGGUGGGCUGGGCCGUCACCUGCUCCUCGGUGCUGUGCAUCCCCAUGUACAUCAUCUACAAGUUCUUCUUUGCCUCAAAGGGCGGCUGUCGGCAGCGGUUGCAGGAGUCUUUCAAGCCGGACGACAGCUGCGGAUCGGUGGUGCCCGGCCAGCAGGGCACCUCGGUGUGACAUG
Messenger RNA from Drosophila kikkawai, 3354 nucleotides. RefSeq names its product Serotonin transporter (gene SerT). NCBI's taxonomy places the organism in Eukaryota, Metazoa, Arthropoda, Insecta, Diptera, Drosophilidae. Gene Ontology annotation, molecular function: serotonin:sodium:chloride symporter activity; serotonin binding. The record is from RefSeq and is a predicted model, not a curated record. Gene Ontology annotation, biological process: sodium ion transmembrane transport; serotonin uptake. Gene Ontology annotation, cellular component: plasma membrane; neuron projection.